CUCCCUCUCUUUCUCUCUAAACUAUUGGCUCUCUCUCUCUCUCUCUCUCUCUCUCUCUGUGUUUUGGUUUUCCAAGAUAGAGAAAAAGGAAACGAAAGGAAAACGAAUCAUCAUCAUCACAGCAAAGAAGAGGAGGCGGCCAUAGAGAGAGAGAGAGAGAGAGAGAUAGAUACUUUGUUGAGUUUCUCUGAGUUCUCAUUUUAACUCAUUGUUUGUCAUGGCGGAAAAGGAUAGACCAUUGCCAAAGUUUGGCGAAUGGGAUGUCAAUGACCCGGCCUCAGCUGAGGGGUUCACAGUAAUCUUCAACAAGGCUCGGGACGAGAAAAAGACAGGUGGACAGCCUGGCUCACCACCAAAGGAUGACUCAAAAUAUAAGCACAGAGAAGUCCUUGGAAAGCCUCACUCUUGUAAAGAAAUGUGGGUGGCCUUAGUUCAUCUACAAAGCCAUUACUGCUAUGACUGGGGCAGAAGAAAUGGUGUUGUUGCAUACAAUCUGCUUAUGCAGAAUCAUGAGGCUGCCCUUAGCCUAUAAUUGCAUGAAGAGGAAACCAUUGUUUUGAUGAUGCCCCAAAAUGUAUUCGGGAGGACUGGAGCUGUAUACAGAAGCAAUGAUGGAUCCUACUGGAAUCUGUUUGUUGUGUCCUAAACGUGGUGAUGAAAUAAUGAUGUGCACUUAGAAAAGUUUAAAGAAUAAUGUUAUAUUAUGUUCGGUAUUCUGGGGUAAUUACUGGGGUGCUUCUCUCCUUUAUCUGAAUUCAAUGAUUUGACCCCUCUAUAGGUGACAAUUUGUUUCUAUAUUGUUUUGAGUGGAUUUGGUUUUCUUC
Quercus robur (English oak) is the source of this 824-nucleotide messenger RNA. RefSeq names its product protein NOI4. The record is from RefSeq and is a predicted model, not a curated record. Bases 218 to 532 code for a protein of 104 amino acids. NCBI's taxonomy places the organism in Eukaryota, Viridiplantae, Streptophyta, Magnoliopsida, Fagales, Fagaceae. The transcript has 4 exons.